Molecule: messenger RNA, 1885 nt
Organism: Apus apus (common swift)
Lineage: Eukaryota; Metazoa; Chordata; Aves; Apodiformes; Apodidae
Gene: CEP41
Product: centrosomal protein 41
Exons: 11
Coding region: 16-1143 (375 amino acids)
Biological process (GO): cilium assembly; protein polyglutamylation
Cellular component (GO): ciliary basal body
Source: RefSeq, a predicted model, not a curated record
GGCAGCGGCGGGAAGAUGUCGGGCUGGGGGAGCGUUGGGGACCCGCAGAUUUUAAGCAGGCGUGUCCCUCAGAAUCCCAGAUACCAACACAUAAAAACCCGCCUGGACACUGGAAGCAGUUUCUCAAAAUACACUGAGAAGUUGGAGGAGAUCAAAAGAAAUUACAGGUACAGAAAGGAUGAGCUCUUCAAAAGGCUGAAGGUGACAACGUUUGCCCAGUUGGUCAUCCAGGUGGCCUCUCUAUCUGAUGAAACCUUAGAAGUGACCAACACGAAGCUCCACAAGCUGGAAGCUGGUGAUUCUGCUCCUCCAGGUGGUGAUUCUGCUCCUCCAGAUGCUGAACCCGGGGCAGGGAUGAAUGGGAAAGGAAACUCUGAGGAGACAUCAAGUCCAAUCCUCUUCAUAAACAACACAGGAGAUGGGGAAUCCAGUCGGUCCACACUGCAGAGUGUCAUAAGUGGAGUUGGUGAACUGGAUAUUGAAAAGGACCCCCCCAAGAAGGUGGACCCUCGGGUUCAGGACAUGCCUUACCCUGACUGUCCCUUCCUGCUGCUGGACGUGCGAGACCGAGAUGCCUACGAGCAGUGUCACAUUGUUGGAGCUUAUUCCUACCCCAUUGCAACUCUGGCCAGAACCAUGAACCCCUACACAAGCAAUAUUCUGGAAUAUAAAAAUGCACAUGGAAAAAUUAUCAUCUUGUAUGACAACGACGAGAGGUUGGCGAGCCAGGCUGCAACCACCAUGUGUGAGAGGGGCUUUGAGAACUUGUUCAUGUUAUCUGGAGGCCUGAAGGUCCUUGCACAGAAGAUCCCAGAAGGUCUGGUCACCGGCUCGCUCCCCGUGUCCUGCCAGGUGCCACCACCCCCUGGAUCUGCCCGGAAAAAGACCUCUCCCAAAGUGCCACCUACUCGUGCUGAGAAUAAAUGGAGGUUUUCUGCAGAGGAUCUACAGAAGAUCAAGUAUUACCUAGAAAAGGAACACGUUCCUUCAGACCCUGCCACCCGACUCAGCCGUGGUUCUUCAGGCCGUGACUCCAAGCUGACAACCACCAGGAGCAGCUCCAGCAACACCAGUGGCAAAGUGGGAUCCCUCCCCUCCCACUCGCUCAGAAAGAACAACCUCCAGAUCCGACCAUGGAAAUAAGGAGCAGGUUCUUCUUCCACUCAACACGUGGAUGUCCAGGUUCUGGGAACCCUGAGCAGCUCACAACUGGCAGCUCAGAUGAAGCUGAGGGAGCUGGACAUGGUUGACCUUUCCUAGAAGCAGGAACGGGAUCACUUUGGCAAGGCUGACUUUUAGCUGCAGGGUCAGGACAGAGCUGAGAUCCCUGGUUCUGUCCAGGUGGGAGGGAACUGGUAGGAAAGCCUGUGUGACCAGUAGGUUCUACCAACCUUGUCGUUCAGGCCAACUCAUUUGUGUCUGUCCCAACCACUCCCUCUGUGCUGUGCCCAGAACCACAGGCUGGGCCAACAGGGAGGAGAAAAAUGGGCCAGAAAUCACCUGUGAGCACAACCCCUGGUGUUCUGCAGCAGAGGUUCAGACACUCAGCAACUUGCCAACGUUGGGGAGAGGAUCCCGUGAGUUCUUUGUUUUUAAGGAAAUUAUGUUCAUGAGCAGAAGUAUUUAUAAGAAAACUCUUUGGUUUUGGAAAGAAUUCCCAGUGUGGGACCAACCUGAGAGUCGUGUUCACUCCUGGGCAGUUUGUGAAACAAUUCUGCAGUUUUAAAGGUGACCUGGAGGAGAAGAGAACUGGGGUGUUUUUUUUUAUUCCUCCCCACUUCUCUUCUCCUUUCUUGUCUAGAAGGUUUGGCUUCUAACUGGGUUUGUUCUGCUGUGGUGGGUUUUCAUUCUAAAUAAAAGAGAAAAGCUGCCAAGCUGUGCUGAG